UAGAUUAAAGCAUAAAACAAAAUAAAUAAAUAAAUAAAUUAAACACCGAGCCUGCGUAUUGCGGCGAGGACAAUGGACAAUCGGCGAUGGACGAUGCUGGUCUGCCACCGCACCGCACCGCAGUCAACACCACCUGAUGCUGAAAUUAGCCUCAAAGAAAGCCAUGGGCUUUUCCCUUCCAAAACCUAAUCCAUUUGCUUUGCAACGUUACCUUCUUCUACUUAGCUCGCAAGGGACAGAGACAACUGUUGAGAUUGAACCCCGCAAACAAAUUCAGCAUCAAUCUGAUUACGAGACGUCCGAGCAGGACAUAACUCAGGUGAGAAAGAUUCUCCAUAAAAGGUUAUUCUCUUCAACCGAAGAAGUAGCUCAAGAUCUUAAUAGGUGUGGUUUAACUUUAUCAGAUAGUAUAGUACAACACUUCUUAAUGCGAUUCAGCAAUGAAUGGAUCUUGGCUUUUGAUUUUUUCAACUGGGCACAAACUCAAACUGAUUAUAAGCAUUCCCCAGAAUCAUAUAAUUUAAUGGUUGAUAUAUUGGGGAAAGCUAAGAAGUUCGAGCUUUUGUGGGAUUUGAUUGAUGAAAUGAACAGUUUGGGGGAUGGUUACAUUUCGUUUCUCACAAUGACAAAGGUCAUUAGGAGGCUUGUAAGAGCUAACAUGUUUAAGGAAGCCAUGGAUGUUUUUAGGGGAAUUGAGAGAUUUGGGAUAAGCAAGGACACUUCAAUGUUGAACAUUCUUAUGGAUUCAUUUGUUAAUAGUGAUAGUGUUGACCAUGCCCAACAAGUUUUCUUGGAGUUUAAGGAUUCAUUACCUGUGAAUACACAAACUUUCAACAUUUUAAUACAGGGGUGGUGUAAAGCUGGUAAGGUUGGUACUGCUAGGAAGAUUAUGGAGGAAAUGGAGAGACAUGGGUGUCAACCCAAUGCUCUUUCUUACACUUGUUUAGCUAGAUUUUACUGUGACAAAAAGGAUUUUCGAAAACUUAAUGGUAUUCUGAAUGAAAUGAAGAUCAAAGAUUGUACCCCAACUGUUGCUACAUACACCACUUUAAUGUGUCUUUUAGGGAAGUCGAAACAGAUAAAUGAAGCUUUGGAGAUUUACAAGAGGAUGAACGAGAGUGAUUGUGCUCCCGACACUUCUUCUUUCAACUCUUUGAUUUUCAUUCUUGGCAAAGCUGGAAGGUUGAAAGAUGCCGAAGAGGUGUUUAAUGAUAUGCCAAAGAAAGGAGCUAUGCCAGAUGAGGUUACCUUCAAUACUUUGAUUUUUUGUUAUUGUGAUCAUUUGCAAGAGGAGAAAGCUCUGAAGUUGCUUCAAAAAAUGGAAGACAUAGGUUUCAAACCAGACCUCAAGACUUACGCGGCGUUGUUAAAGAUGAGCUGCAGUAAGAAGAGGAUGAAAUUGAUUUACUUUCUGCUAAACCAUAUGUAUAACAACAACAUAAGUAUUGAUGUUUCAAUAUAUUCUGUUCUGAUUAGCGGGCUUUGCAAGAGCGAAAGAGUUGAACAUGCUUGCUCUUUCUUUAAGGAAAUGAUUUCAAAGGAAUUUCUUCCUCAGGACGGCUUGUAUGAUAGGUUGAGAGAAGCACUUGAGGCCAAGAAUAUGGUUGAAGAAAAAGAAAAGAUUGAGAAGUUGAUGUUGAUGGCAAAGAAGAGAAGAACAGUUUCUUAAUUAGUCUAAUCGUUCAAGAAAAUAGUUUUUGUUUUUCUUUUUUAGUGUAGAGCUCUAAUACUGAUCUGUAAUAUUGAUUGCUUUUAGUUUUUCCAUUUUAGUGGAUGAAGAAAUGAAGAAUGGCAUUUUUUGGUAUUGUUCAGCUGUAAUGUCAUGGGACUUAUAGUGUAAGUGCCAUAAAAUAGUAUACAAUACACUAAUGAAUAAUAAUAGUACAACCAGCUUUUGAAUAA
Cannabis sativa is the source of this 1902-nucleotide messenger RNA. RefSeq names its product pentatricopeptide repeat-containing protein At3g22670, mitochondrial. The transcript is spliced from 2 exons. Gene Ontology annotation, molecular function: protein binding. NCBI's taxonomy places the organism in Eukaryota, Viridiplantae, Streptophyta, Magnoliopsida, Rosales, Cannabaceae. Bases 137 to 1669 code for a protein of 510 amino acids. The record is from RefSeq and is a predicted model, not a curated record.